Molecule: messenger RNA, 366 nt
Organism: Cordyceps militaris CM01
Lineage: Eukaryota; Fungi; Ascomycota; Sordariomycetes; Hypocreales; Cordycipitaceae
Product: BolA domain protein
Exons: 3
Coding region: 1-366 (121 amino acids)
Source: RefSeq, a predicted model, not a curated record
AUGGGAUCAGCGACCCCGUUGGAGGAUGUCAUUCGCGCCAAGAUUAUGGCGGCGCUCAACCCGCUGACGCUGGAAAUCUACAACGACUCCCACCUUCAUUCUCACCACAAGGCCAUGCAGGGCAGCAUCUCCAAGGAGACGCACUUUCGCCUCGUCAUCACAUCGGACGCCUUCAACUCCAAGAUGCAGCCCGCCCGCCACCGGAUGAUUUAUGCUCUUCUGCGCGACGAAAUGGCUCAGGAGGGCGGCAUCCACGCCCUUCAGCUCCGCACCCUCACCCCCGAGGAGGAGGCCCGGCAGCAGAAGAAGCUCGAGGACGAGCCCGCCGCCAAGGAAGCCGAAGCCGUCGCCAACGAGAGUGCGUGA